UGUUCUUUCAGUAUGUGAAUUGUAAGUUCUACUGCUGUGUUGUUCCAGUACUGUUGGUGAGAUUUUAUCGUGCUGACAAUAACCUGCUUUUUUUCAGGUGAGCAUUGUAUGAUUCAUCGUGGCACGUUACUGAUCUACAGACUGUACACCUGGAAUAGAUUAUGGAGUACCAGUUUAAUCCCUCGCGGAAAUACCAGGGUCUGGCGCUGGUUAUAACAAAUUUCACCAAACCUGGGCCUGGUCCUUUAUUGGAAAGAGGAGGAGCUAAGAUUGAUGUGAAAUACAUGAAAAAGACCUUCAAACGAUUAGGAUUUAAAGUAGUUUCCUACGAAAAUGUAUACACUUCAGAUUUUGAGAGAAUUUUAAGUGAAACCUCCACAGAUCCAGCAGUGAAAGACUUCGACUGUUUCGUUUUUGCUAUAAGUACCCAUGGUCUUGAACUUGAAGAGGUUGAUAAAGAGAGAGGUUUUACGGUCCGAGAACACGCCGUCCAGAUGUUUGAUGGGGAGUACUAUAGCACUAGUGAGAUUCUAGAGUACUUCAGCUACGGAAAAUGUAAAGCACUGAGAGGCAAACCUAAGCUGUUCUUUAUUCAGGCGUGUAGAAUUCCGGAGACGGAAGCGUCGGAAGAACAAAGACUUUCUGGAAUUGGGUUUGAUCACGGAACCAGUGCACAUAAAUACAGUGGAGGGGAAAAUGAGCCUGGUGGCGAUAAGACUGAUUAUCAAGGGUCAGAUGACAUAUCAGAGAAAGAAUUAGUUAUUAAGGAAGAAGAUGUGUCUGAUACCGAUAUAGAAGAGGAUGAAGAUAAACAGGGGGGAUACAGACCUCCUCCUCCAGUGGCCAGUGGUCAGAAACAGUCAGAAGAGAAUAAUGGUUCAGAAGUUCAAGCAAAUCGUUUGGGGUCAGGAGAUGUGGUCGACCCUCCUCGUGGAAUCCGUUUGUCACAAGAGAAGAACAUCAUAACACCAGUCCCCUGUCACAAUGACAUGCUCGUUAUGUUUGCCUCGCCACAAGGUCUUUAUGCUGUAAGAAACCUUGACAUGGGAAGCUACCUUUUGAAAUAUCUAUACGAGGCUGUGGAACAGUUUUAUGGAAAUGGGAAACUGGAAAAUAACAAAACCAACUUUCUGGAGGUCCUGAGACACGUCACAGAAAAGAUGACUUCGAAGACUUACUUUGGUUCCAAGCAAUAUACUAAUGUUCCGUGUAUUGUGCACAAACUCUCUAAAGAUAUUGUCUUCACUCAGGGAGAGACCAUGGCCCACAACAAGUUUAUGGAAUUAUAGUUGCCUGAGUUUAAGGAACUGUUUAUAAUAUUAAAUAAACUAUUUGCUUCAAAUUUUUGAAAGGAUAAUGCUUUACUAGGCUGACAUUUAUUAAAUGCUUUAUGAAUUACUAGUGAAUAAAUAAACGAUUUUUUCCCCUACAUUUGCAGGAAAAAACGAAUUAACGGUGA
Molecule: messenger RNA, 1459 nt
Organism: Saccostrea echinata
Lineage: Eukaryota; Metazoa; Mollusca; Bivalvia; Ostreida; Ostreidae
Exons: 7
Coding region: 162-1289 (375 amino acids)
Biological process (GO): proteolysis
Molecular function (GO): cysteine-type endopeptidase activity
Source: RefSeq, a predicted model, not a curated record